Dovyalis caffra is the source of this 2568-nucleotide messenger RNA. NCBI's taxonomy places the organism in Eukaryota, Viridiplantae, Streptophyta, Magnoliopsida, Malpighiales, Salicaceae. The record is from the annotation of a GenBank genome assembly.
AUGGGUAGGUGUUGGUUUGGUGGGAUAUUCAUUGCUGUGUUGCGUUUUGGGCUGUUGGUGAGUAAUGUGGUGGAUGGAUAUCCAGCUGAGGAUCUGGUGCUCAACUUGCCUGGUCAACCAAAGGUUGGCUUCAGGCAGUAUGCUGGUUAUGUUGAUGUGGAUGUCAAGAAUGGGAGGAGCUUGUUUUACUACUUUGUCGAGGCUGACAAGGACCCUGACCAGAAGCCCCUAGCUCUCUGGCUCAAUGGAGGCCCAGGUUGUUCCUCUGUUGGUGGAGGAGCCUUCACAGAGUUGGGUCCAUUCUUUCCUAGAGGGGAUGGCCGCGGCCUUCGAAGGAAUUCGAUGUCGUGGAACAGAGCAUCGAAUCUCCUCUUUGUCGAGUCUCCUGCUGGAGUAGGAUGGUCGUACUCAAAUACAACUUCCGAUUAUACUACUGGGGAUGCCAAAACAGCCAAGGAUAUGCACACGUUCUUAUUGAAGUGGUAUGAGAAGUUCCCAGAAUUCAAAUCCCGAGAAUUAUUUCUUACUGGAGAAAGUUAUGCAGGGCAUUACAUACCACAGCUGGCUGACGUUCUUCUGGACCAUAAUGCACAGUCAACUGAUUUCAAGUUCAAUAUCAAAGGAAUUGCUAUUGGUAAUCCACUUCUUAGACUUGACCGGGAUGUUCCGGCAACAUACGAAUUCUUUUGGUCCCAUGGGAUGAUUUCCGAUGAGAUCGGUCUCCAGAUCAUGAAUGAAUGCGAAUUUGAUGACUACACCUUUGCAAGUCCGCAUAAUGUAACCGAUUCUUGCAAUGAAGCGAUAUCUCAAGCAAAUAGCAUCAUUGGUAGUUACAUAAACAAUUAUGAUGUGAUCCUCGAUGUUUGUUAUCCUUCUAUAGUAAAUCAAGAACUGCUAUUGAGGAAAAUGGCUACCAAGAUAAGUGUUGGUGUUGAUGUGUGUAUGACCUAUGAAAGACGUUUCUAUGUCAAUCUUCCCGAGGUUCAGAAGGCUCUUCACGCAAAUCGGACCAAACUACCUUAUCCCUGGUCUAUGUGCAGCGAAGUGUUAAACUACAGUGAUACUGAUGGUAAUAUCGACAUACUUCCCAUUCUGAAAAAGAUCAUUCAAAAUCAUAUUCCAGUUUGGGUUUUCAGUGGCGAUCAAGAUUCUGUUGUACCACUGCUGGGAUCCAGAACACUUGUCAAAGAACUUGCUCAAGAUCUAGACUUCAAGAUUACAGUCCCCUAUGGAACUUGGUUUCACAAAGGCCAGGUGGGAGGUUGGGCAACAGAAUAUGGAAAUUUAUUGACUUUUGCCACAGUGAGAGCUGCUGCCCAUAUGGUGCCCUAUGCACAACCAUCAAGAGCUUUGCAUUUGUUCAGUUCAUUCGUGGAAUCAAGCAAGCAAAGUAGAUCGAUGAUCGAGAUGGUUGAUAGUUUCAAUCACUGGUCAUUUGGCCAUUUAAGGCCUUUUGUGAAAGGGGUUCUGAGUUCUUGCAAGGGAGUAAUAAAGGGUCAUUGUAAAUUCUGGAUCUCUCAAUCAUUCAAUGGAGUUAUUGUUGUUGGAUCAUUGCUAUCUUUCUUUGCAGCCAUGGCAUAUGCAUAUGUAAUUCUGUUUCCAAGAUUUCAGCCUGUUAUUGAUAAGAGUUAUGAGAUCCCCCUUCCAAUACGUGGAUUUAAUUGCUUGGCUAAUGGGAGAAGAGACAGAGGUUAUACAAAAUGGAGGUGGAAGCCUAAGAAUUGUGAAAUUCCGAGGUUUAAUGCGCGUGAAGUUCUUGAAAAGAUGCGUGGGAAGCGGAUUGUUUUUGUGGGUGAUUCGUUGAGUAGAACACAGUGGGAGUCUUUGAUAUGCAUGCUCAUGACCGGUGUGGAGGACAAGGGAAGUGUUUAUGAAGUCAAUGGGAAUAAGAUCACUAAACAGAUUAGGUUUUUAGGUGUACGGUUUAGUUCGUAUGACUUGAGAGUUGAUUUCUAUAGAUCAGUUUUUCUGGUGCAGCCUGGUCCAGCGCCUAGACGUGCACCAAAGAGGGUUAAAUCAACACUCAAGAUCGAUAAGUUGGACGAUAUUAGCAAUGAGUGGAUUGAUUCUGAUGUUCUAAUAUUUAAUUCAGGGCAUUGGUGGACACCGAGUAAACUUUUUGAAAUGGGCUGUUAUUUUCUGGUUGGCGGAUCGCUGAAGCUAGGAAUGCCUAUAACUUCUGCCUUCAAGAGGGCACUGGACACAUGGGCAUCGUGGGCUAAUACUACCAUAAAUGCAAAUAGAACAAGUGUGUUCUUUCGCACUUUUGAAUCUUCCCACUGGAGUGGUCGGAAUCGCCUUUCUUGCAAAGUGACUCGGCGGCCAUCAUCAAGAACUGGAGGGAGGCACCGGAGCCCAAUUUCCGACAUCAUAAUCAAGGUUGCAAAGACAAUGACCGUUCCCGUAACAGUUUUGCACGUGACACCCAUGGGGGCAUUCCGGAGUGAUGCGCAUGUUGGCACUUGGAGUGACAAUCCAUCUGUGCCUGAUUGCAGCCACUGGUGCUUACCUGGAGUACCUGAUAUGUGGAACGAAAUUCUCUUGUCGUAUCUGUUGUCCAAGAAUUAA